Talaromyces marneffei is the source of this 1272-nucleotide messenger RNA. RefSeq lists its product as uncharacterized. The coding region runs from base 1 to 1272 and encodes 423 amino acids. NCBI's taxonomy places the organism in Eukaryota, Fungi, Ascomycota, Eurotiomycetes, Eurotiales, Trichocomaceae. Gene Ontology annotation, molecular function: phosphoprotein phosphatase activity; protein phosphatase regulator activity. The transcript has a single exon. The record is from RefSeq and is a predicted model, not a curated record. Gene Ontology annotation, cellular component: Nem1-Spo7 phosphatase complex. Gene Ontology annotation, biological process: nuclear envelope organization.
AUGGCUGCCUCUCGCCUAGACCAGUUGGUCAAGGGUGCACCGCCGCCAGACGCACACGUUCCCUUCAAUGACUCUCCAGCGCCCUUGCCCAGAUCCUAUGUUGAAGGAUCAAAGAAUACGACGGAUUCCCGACCUACCACACCGGACCCGCUCUCGACCUUACCCUCCUCUCCGCCGCAGAUAUACCUCAAUUUACUGAUCCUCGAAAGCUCCUUGCGCGCGCAGUAUUUGGCGUUGCGAGAGCGUCGCCGACAAAAUACAUUCUUUCUCCUGCUGUUGGCGUUAUGGAUUGCGUAUUUUUUCUAUGCACUGUUUAUGCGACCUAGAGAAGAUGGCAGCGGCGUAGGAGGCUCAGUAUAUUGGAUGGUGGAAACAGCCGAGAAGGUGGCGUUCAUGGGCGGCAUUGUUACUGGUAUCCUGGUUUGGGGAACAGGACAAUGGGAACGGGGGAUGCGAUGGCCACGGCGCUGGUUCGCCGUUGCCAAUCGAGGCUUAAGGGGGAUGAAUACGAAGAUAGUCUUGAUUCGCGGGCCAUGGUGGAAGGAGUUGUUGUCACUGCUUUCUUUUAUCUUCCCAUACUCCUCGCUGUUCCAAUCACCAAAAAAUUUUCAGUAUGUUGAGCUACAUUCAUCUGAAAAGCGCGCUGCCAGACAGCACCACUCGGUUCAUGACCACGAUAGCGACUCGGCUUUUAUCGAAGAGGAUCUGGCACCUGGAGGAGACUACAUCAAACUAUUACUUCUACCCAAAGCAUUCUCUCCCGAAUUCCGCGAAAAUUGGGACGAGUAUCGAGCUGACUACUGGGAGAAAGAGAACGAAAGACGUGCACAACUCCGCCGUAAAGUACACGAGCGAGAACGGCAGCGAGCCCGCCAAGAGGGUGGUUGGCUGUGGUGGCUGCCCUUCAGAUGGUCACGUUCGCGCAGGCAUCACCAACAUCAGCAUCACCGGCAAAUUUCUAGUGUUGCCAAAACACAGGAAGGCCGAGCCCGCCGCAAUACUCGCUCCAACUCGCAAUCGCUUCAUACUCGGGGUCUGUCUCGGAGCUCGACUCCUGAGAGCACCAUCUCUACUGCAACGGAGCCACAAGGUCACAGGCGCAAAAAGAGUAUAAGGCCGUCGAGUUCACGAGGUCCUUCACCUUUAACCCCUCAGGUCUCGAAGCGGGACUCGAUGAUAUCAAUAUCUUCCACGGCAUCGGACGAUUCCUUCUUGCCAGGACCUAGAUAUAGACGAAGCUCGCCGGACGUCAAUGCGGCGGCGGAAGCUUGA